This is a messenger RNA of Onychostoma macrolepis, 2095 nucleotides long. It is a transcript of the gene fam174c, whose product is annotated as family with sequence similarity 174 member C. Gene Ontology annotation, cellular component: extracellular region. The record is from RefSeq and is a predicted model, not a curated record. The coding region runs from base 394 to 798 and encodes 134 amino acids. NCBI's taxonomy places the organism in Eukaryota, Metazoa, Chordata, Actinopteri, Cypriniformes, Cyprinidae. The transcript is spliced from 3 exons.
ACGCGAGCGUUCAUUGGACAAAGCUAAGUUGUGGGAACGCUAGCGUCGCGUUUUGCAUCGACGCACAAAUCAGACUCGAGAGUAAGGUUAUGUUUUCAACGGCUCUACUCUGCUAGCAGCUGUUGCUUAGAAUAUGAUUCAAGCAGUAAAAUGAUCACAAUAGCCAUAUUUUCUAAAUAACACAAUGGAAAAGAAGAGUUACAUUAAACGCGUCCAUUCCCUCAGAGGGGAACCUCAUCACGUUGUUGUUGAUUCCCCUCAGGACACAAUUUACCGUAACACUACUUGCGCUGUCGUCUUCGAUCAGGAAGAGGAACUGGAUUCUGUCGGUAAAGCGAACUUCAUAGUGUGUGGGUCUUCUCUUGUCUUUAAAAAUCACGAACGCAAGCUACCAUGACACAUUUAAGACUGCUCCCUCUGGUUUGGACUUUGUGGGCUGUUUCUCUCGCCGAUGGCACGAGCAAUAUGACCACCGCCACUAAACCACCCGCACUCAAGAGCACUUCCAGCAUCAGUAACGUUACAGAAGCGCCUCGGAAACAUGUCACCACCGCCAGCUCAAAAAUGAGCUUCAAUCUGGACGGCGCGAUGAUAAACAGGGCUCUGUAUGUUCUGAUCGGGAUCACGGCCAUCGGAGUUCUGUAUUUCUUAGUGAGAGCUGUCCGUCUGAAGAAAUCAGGUGUUCAGAGGAAGAAAUACGGGCUCCUGUCAAACUACGACGACACAAUGGAAAUGGCCCACCUGGAAAGCGACGAGGACGAUACCACUGUUUACGAAGCGAAAUCUUUGAGAAGAUGAAUGAAUGUCUGGGGGUGUUUGAUACUGCCAGAAAUAUAAUAUGAUGAAGACAAUCCACCAAUUAUUUCCGCCAAAAUGGUUGUUGAAUGAUUUUGUUGUCAUUUUCUACAACCAUGAGAGGACCUAGUCAGGAUGCUUGGAUGCCUUUUCCCAAGAUUAAGUGGAAUGUGUAGGUUUAAACUAGAUUUUGGACUGAUAUGACCAAAUAGAUCUUCUUGGAAAUUUCUUGGAAGGUCAUAAAUCGUUUUGUGGCGGCAGGUCAAAACUGUGUUUUGUGCCAAAGUUACUUAUGCAUAAUUUUUAGGGGUUUGAAACUCUUGUCUGAGUUGACGUGUGUUAAUAAUUAAUAUUGAAAAAGAUUGCCCCUCAUUUCAAAUCCACCAACACUGAAAGGCCUGAAAGAUGUUUGCUAAUUUAUGGGACUAUUAUAUUGUUUGGACUAUGAAUUUGUCUUUUUUUUUUUUUUUUUAGGUGUACUGUCAAAUUACGAUAUAUAUUAUGUUGUUUUUUUAAAUGUUUUCUUUCAAAUAUCCUUGCGUUUUUGUUCUGUUCUUUUCUUUGUCUUUCUUUUAUUACUAUACUGUCCGGGACUGUACUGGGUAUUGAUUUCAGAUGUGAAUUCUGGGAUAAGUGUGAUAAAUUCACGGAUUCCGUUUGUAUGAUUCUGCCAAAUACCAGCAUAUGUAAGAGAUGCACUUUGAUUUUUAGGGUUUAGAAACUACAACAGCAAAACAUGGUAUUUUAUGACAUGGCGACACUCCUGACCACUCAUUGUACCAUUUCAAGAUUUUUUGCAUAAAUAAAAGGAAUUACAUUUUUAGAGACUAAACUUUCCCACACAAUGUUGGUUCCAAAUGUAGAUGUGCUUCUGCGUUUAGUGUUACUCAGCAUGUUAACUGAGGUUUUGCGAGUCUCAACCUGCACAUUUAUUUAUUUUUUUUAACAAUGGGUGUGAUUCUGCAUUGUGUAAUGGUAACAGUUUAAUGUGCUGUGAAAACAGCAAGCCAUCUUGAGGUAUAUGGAUCCAAUAUCAGCAUUCUCAGAUUUCCAACUUGAACAUUUAAGGGGUGUGUAUGACGGCGUUGAUGACAUGGUAUUCUUUGAAAUACAUUCACUGAUUAUUGAUGCUGUCAAAUAUUGUCAAACUGAAAUGCAUGAAGUGUCACUGUAUCAAUAUUUAAUGUACAUAAUUUAAAUGAUUUCUGAAAUGUGCCUUUCAUUCCUUCCCUUUUUGUAAUUGCAUUUGAUUAGAUGUGAUUUGGGCUCUUUUGUAAUUAAAUUCUCUUCUCUAUUUUCA